This is a messenger RNA of Schistosoma spindalis, 8627 nucleotides long. Lineage: Eukaryota; Metazoa; Platyhelminthes; Trematoda; Strigeidida; Schistosomatidae. The record is from the annotation of a GenBank genome assembly.
GUUCUUCAAGGUCGGGACUGUAUCAGCUGUUGAGGUCGUUUUUAUAAUCAGUUGUUCAUCAAUCUUAGUUUUGAGGGGUAGACAAUCUUACUGGGAGUGGGCGUAACGAGUUUCAUUUCGUUAAAUGAUUUUCAGACUACCCUUCUUUGACUGCAAUAUCGCUUAUUUUAUUUCGUGGUGCCUAAUUAGGCACCACGCCUAAUUAAUUAGGCGUAUAUUUAGACGAAAAGUAAAAAAAUCAUCAAUAUCUCGAAAACAGAGCGACAAAAAGAGGAAGAUUCUCAUUUCCUCAUGACAGGCGAGUAAUGGGACUUUGACUCGUUUCUCCAUUAUUUUCCCUCUAUUUUCUAACGGAAUGUCCCAGUUAUUUACCUCUUGUUCGCCCUUUGCCUCUAAUGGUUGCUUCAGUUUUUGGUCACCAACAAGCCUUACAUUAUUGCGUAAUUAUGAGAUGAAUUAUCUCUGGCUUUACUAAUGUGAUUUGGAGUAAGACAUUUAGGUCCUUAUCUCGUGUCUUACCGACCUUCUCUUGCAGUAAAACGUUAUACUGUAGGUGAAGUAUUCCACCCUAAUUUUCAUCUUGUAGCUGCAAAUACUGUGUGUUAGAGUGCCAGGAUACUGAAGGUAUUUUAACAUCUAGUUGUAUCCCUUGAUUUUCAAAUAUAUUUCUAACUAUUCAGUUCACGAUUUGACUUAUGAAUCCUCUCUGAUUAUCCUAUAGGAUGAAACCCCAUAGACUCUCAAGUAAGUUGAUGACUGUUCCUAUACCGUCAGCAUCUUUAGUAGUCAGUCACACCUACUUUUCUCACAGUAGGUAUCACUUGAUUCUAAUCCUUUUAAUUCCCAUUUAUUCAGUAGGAAUUAGUCUCAAAGUGGCAAACUGUUUGAUCUAAGUCCCAAAUGUCCACUUAUUCUGUGAAUUACUUGGUUUUAAAUUGCUGAUCGGUUUUUAUAACAUACCAAAUAUAGGUCAGCUGGAACACAUAUGAACAUUUCUGCCGUUAUCCAAAAUCAGCCGAUUCUUUUAAUACUUUUUUUCGCACCUUGUAUCAAGCUAAAUGCAACAUCUUAGAAUUUCAUGUUUUUGGAGCAUGUUCAAUAAGUUGGAUUACCUUCAAUGAAAUGCAUCAAUCAUCUAUGAACUCAUGUGCUCGACUUCAGUUCGUACUAUUCAGUGGUAAAUUUAGUGAUAUUGGUGAGCUACAUAUACCCCGGUGAACGAAAAAAAGUAAUCUACAACCUAAUAGGUAAAAGUCAGAUGCAUUAUCCAACGACCAACUGCUCGCGUACUGAGUGUAUUCGGAGACUGUGGAGUUUGGCCCACACCACUAUGUAAACAGUAUCUGCUUUAAAAAGGAACACAAUGCCUGUAUUGUUUGCUGAUGGCCUAUGUGGAUUAUAUAUAUUGGUUGUUAAACAGGUGUCAUAGAGCAUCAAGUCCUAUAAUUUCUCGAUUUACAACUAGGUUGUUGUUAAGUAGCAGUGGUUAUUGAAAAACAGUUCCCUUCAAUUUCACUUAUUUUAAGUGCGAUUUAUCUCAGGUUUACCUCUAAGAUUUUUAAGGAUGGCGGUUCAGUAUUAGCAAUGAGAUUGACUGAGGUCUUAGGUAGAAUCUGGGAACUGGACGUAAUCCCAUCUGACUGGUCUCAAGCACUGAUUGUACCAGUCUAUAAGAAAGGACAAAAGUCCUCUGGUGAUAAUCACAGAGGAAUCAGUUUGACUAAUAUAGUGUAUAUAAUAUUGGCUCCAAUAAUACUUCGACGCCUAACCAAAGCUCGUGAAGAGCAGACUAGAGAAAACCAGGCUGGUUUUCGACCUGGACGUGGUUGUAUAGAUCAAAUAUUUACACUACGUCAGGUCCUAGAACAUAGACAUACAUUCAGACACCCCACAAUGGUAGUAUUUCUCGACCUUAAGGCGGCAUUUGACUCUGUUGAUCGUGAGGUUCUAUGGCAGUGUUUGUCACUGAAAGGAGUACCAAAGAACUACAUUAACCGUAUAAAGGCUCUCUACUCGAACACAACUGGUCGAGUGAGAGCUUAAGGCGAACUGUCAUCAGAACUGAUAACCUCAAAUGGUGUUCGUCAGGGCUGUCCACUCUUUCCAUUCUUGUUUAACAUUGUCGUUGAUGUGCUUUUAGAGAUGACAGUUUCUUCAUCUAAAUUUCCAGGAGUUGAACUUCUAUCGGGAGAUCCACUUGUUGACUUAGAAUAUGCUGAUAGAAUAGUUCUAUUUGGUGAAGAUACUGACAGAAUGCAAUCUUCUGACCACCGUAAGCAACAGUGAAAGCAUAUUCGGGUUGCGAUUCUCUCCCUUGAAAUGCAAAAUGUUGCUUUAGGAUUGGGUUGCAUCGGUACAUGGACUUAUGAUAGGGAAUGAAGUAGUUCAGCAUGUCGACCGCUCCACUUAUCUUUGGAGUCUGAUUAGCUUUUGUAGUCUGGUGUGUGACGAAAUCUCAGCACGGAUACAUAAGGCUUGAUUAGCUUGUACCAACUUGCGUCGUUUAUGACGUAGGCGAGAUAUCCGUCUACCAACCAAAUGAUAAGUUAACUGCGCAGCAGUUUGUUCCGUUCUAUUUUAUGGCUGUGAAACAUGGCCGGUAAGAGUAGAGGUUAUUAGUAUUUGAUCAUAGGUGUCUUCGAAACAUUGCUCGUAUAUCCUGGGACCACCGAGUAAGUGAUGCAGUUGUUAGGAAACAGGUACUAGGUAAGGAUGACAAAUCAAUUGAUGAAGUAGUGAAACUUCAUCAGUUAAAAUGGCUGGGAUAUGUGCUACGUAUGCCCAACCACCGACUGCCCCGACGUGCAAUGUCUUAUAGUGUAGGAGUAGGUUGAGAGAAAGCUAGAUAUGACCAGACCAAAACAUGGCACAAAACCAUGAAGUCACUGACAAGUGGACUGAGUCAUGUUGGUAGGUGUAGACUACUUAGUUGGAAUCAGCGAAACGAUAGCAACCGAUGGUUAGAGACCUUGGAUGAAAUGGCUCAAAAUCGUUUGCAAUGGCGCUGGUGAAUCCACUCUUUGUGUUCUCCCAAAUCCUAAUCUUCUGAAUUCUUCAUGUCCCUUUUUUUCUUUCCAAAUUUACUUUACUGGAUUAUACUCUAUGAAUAACAUCUUCAAACCCUAAUGUUUCCGAUUACUGCUUAUACUCUUACUACCUCUAGCACUAUGGGAUUUAAAUCGAAAAUUGUACCUCUGUGCUAAUGUGGUAUGGAAACUUGAACUGUUGUACGUACUUACAAAGUUUUAUGUUGUUGCUGACUGGCUGACUGAUUCGUUUGACAUCUUACCCUCCCACUUUUGUGAAAUAGCCGUUUACAUUGAUAUCAAUAUAUCUUCUUGUUUUGAAUAUCUUAGAUUCCAUUCUGCUUCAUCCCGGUUUCUGUUAGUGUGUACUGUCUUGGAAAUAUAAACCGUUUUGUGGAGUCACUAUCAAACAGUUAUAGCUGACAGCCUACAUCCAAAACUAUUUUGCUUCUUGCUAAUAGUACGUGUUUCUCUUCUGAGUUAUUAACUGAUUAUGUGGAUCCAGUAUUUUUAAGAAAAUAAAGUUACUACAGAGGAUGGGCUAAUUCUACAGGAAAACCAUGUGUAAUCCAUUUUUGUGUGUUUUUAGUGCACCACUUUUAUACACUACCAGAAAUACAAGCAUUUUAAAUGAUGGAUCUGUUCUUUCAUCAGACACAAUACGAACAUCAAAACACUCAAUACAUCAUUUACUUAGUAAUUUGUGAUAAGGCAUAUAUUAUUUCUGUAAAUUUUAUUUAUGAUUUGAUUUGAAACUUUCACUAGACGAAGAAUUCGUAUUUAGUCAUUUAGUUAUGAACCUUCUCCCCACUUAAUCCAAUUUCGUAUUAUUUAUUUGAUGUUCAAGACCACGAUAGAUCAGUCCCUUUUGAGAUAUAUGCAUCCGAUUGCUUCGACAUUUCCUUAAGUCACUAGAAUUAUAUGCAGAGAUGGAUGGUUGUUAACAGUGAAAUUCGGGACGCGCGUUUCGCUCUACUUUGGACUCGCCAACUGAAUGUCACUGCAUUAUGGAGUCAUUCACUCCUGGACUCGAACCCGGUACCGUUUGCUUUGAACUCCACCGCAUUAUCCUUUUAGCUAUUGGGUCCAGAUAGCCACUAGCUGAUAGGGCGAAACGCGUGUCUUGCAUUCUACUGCUAGCCAUCAUUCUUCUCCUCACUUAAUUCGGCUUAAGAAACAGAGUAGUUCGGUGGUCUCAGUAACUGGAUCAGAGGGUUGCACAUAAGUCUGAACUAAUUUAAAUAUCAGGAUUUAUGGUACCGGUCUUUUUUUCUUUUCAGCGUGAUAUUCACAUACUAAAUGCUUGAUUAGCUUUAUGUCUCCAACUGCUAAGCUUAAAAGGACAUUCUCCCUACUGGUUGGUUCGGACAUAACUAUAAAAUUUCUUUUACCUAAUGGGAUUAUAAUACCACUUACAGUGAAUUCAGAGUCAACAUUAGAAGAAAUCAAAGUACAGCUUUGGAUUUCCGCAGCAAAAUUACCAUUAUUUGAUAUAUUACAAUCAAAGAAUGACUACAUAUUUGUUGGUGUUAAUCGAGAAACUGGUGACGAAGAAGAGUUUUAUGAUAUAAAUCGUCGACUUCAUGAAAUUCCACUUCUUUUACCUUACUUACGUGUUACUGAAACUGCAAGAGAUACUACCCUAUUAAAAAUCAGUAAUCAGAAUGCUGCGAUCUCGAGUUGUACAGGCAUACCACAUACAGAUAUCAUACGUGCUUGUAGAACAAACCCUGAAGUAAAAUGGGCACGAUUACGUUUAUUACGCGUAGCUAAUAUGCAUACAAAAGCACUGAAUCAAACCGGAUCAGAUGGCUUGAUCCGUUACUUAACUUCAGCUAGUAAACGUGAAUUAAGCCAGUCAUUAAAAGUUCUUCUCCAAAAGCAAACACAUCUUACAAUAACAGCAUGGGUAUUAGAUGGUAAAGAUCCACCGGAAAAAUGUCGUGUUGUCCUCGAAUUGGAUAAAAAAGCUACUGUAUUUAACGCUCUCAAUGAAAUUUUGCAUGCACAAGCUGAACUGGCUAGACAAGAUUGUCAUGUUAAAAUGAGUUAUGGUCUCCCAGAUGCAUCAAAUUAUUUACUGAAAGUUUGUUGUUCGCAAGCUUAUCUAUUCGAUUUGAACGAAUUACUCAUUCAAUAUGAAUAUAUACAACAAUGUAUUGAACAUUAUCAACAUCCUUGUUUAAGUCCAAUAUUAAAGAACGACAUUAAACAAAGUUUACAUAACUGUCUUAAUGAAUAUAAUAAAAAUCCCAUCUAUCAACUGAAUCAUAACAAUGAUAGUUGGAUAAUCUCUUCAACAUCCACCCUAAAUACCAAUGCCAAUAACUUUGAUAACAACAAUAAUAACUCAGUUGAUUUAUAUCAACAGUUAGAAAAUUUUUUAAUCAAUUAUGAUAAAUUUGAUAAAUGUGAGACUGAUGAAUGCAUAAGCAACACUGACGACAAUUUUAUCGACUGUCGAUCAUCUGUUGAUUUCAACAAAGACGAUAAUAUAUCAGCUUUUGACGAUAUUGAUAGUGCCCACACAGUCCUCUUAUCUGGAAUCUGUUCUUCAAAAAAUGUUGAAGGUAGGCAAAAGAAUGUAAAGUCUCCAUUUACACUCACUUCUGACCGUCAACAAAAUGUAUCUCUUUGGGAAUUAAGUGGAUUUUUAAGUAUACAAGUUUGUUCAGCACAGUUUCUUGUGGAAAAUAUUACAAAUUUAAAUUCUUCCACAACCUCCCUCUCUUUAUCAACAAUUUCAUUUUCGUCCUCUUCAAUACAUCAGUCAAAUCCUAACUUAAAUGUUGUACAACAUACAAGCGUACAUGGUGGAGCUGCUUUAGAUGGAAGUUAUGUUGUACGAGUGGGAAUAUUUCAUGGUAGUCAGUUUUUAAUUGAAUGUCAAACAACUAAAGAAAGACCGGGAAACUACUUAACAUGGCGUGAAUGGCUUAAUUUUCACAUUCUUUUAGCCGAUCUACCUAUUGCUACGCGCAUCUGUGUAGCGCUUAUACGAAUUAGAAAAAUUUUGGAUCGAAAAAACGUGAGAUUUUGUGAAUACCUAUAUGGCUGGGGUAAUGUCAAUUUAUUUGAUCACAAUGGUUUCAUGAUUACGGGUGAAAUUACUUUAAAUUUAUGGCCACCCUCUUUAGUUCAAACGGCAGAUGAAAGUCUUCAUCCUUGUGGUACUGUACUUGGUAACCCCAAUCCUGAAUUCUCAAUACAGAUCAGAAUUCAUAACCCAACUCAAGGUCGUAUUCGUCGACCAACAGUGAAUUGUUUUAUCAAUGCAUAUCAUACAAAAAAAUUUCAUUCCUCUUCAUCCCAAUCCUAUUCAGAUAGUCAUCCAUUAAAAUCACGGAAUGAUGGUCAUGCUAAGAGUACAAAAGUAGAUUAUUCAUUUUGCACAAGUGAAAUAGGUGAUGUGGAUGCUUGUUUAUGCAUAGAAUCAAAUAAUAAUUUAACAAUUCAUAAUAAUCCUUAUGAAGGAGAUAUACCAUCAGAAUUUGUGUCUAAUAAAUCUUUUCAGAAUAACACUAUUACUUCAUCAGUAACAAAUUUAACUAAUAAAAUAUUAGAAUCAAGAUUACGUGAAAUAGUUAAUCGUGAUCCAUUAUAUGAAUUAUGUGAACAAGAAAAAGAUUAUUUAUGGCGUGGUCGUUAUUGGUGUUUAAAUAAUUUACCUUCAGCAUUACCAUGGAUAUGUCAAGUUGUUAAUUGGUGUGGUCGUGAUACAUUAGCAGAAUUCUACACUCUUAUACAUCAAUGGCCACAACCACUUAGUGUUGACAUCGCUUUACGUUUACUUGGUGCAUUCGAUUUAACACGAAGUAAUUCAAAUCUUAUUGAUUUACCAAAUGGAAUAAAAGUUGGAGCAAGUGGAAUAGCUGAUUUAUAUUUGCGCGAAUUAGCUGUAAAUAGUUUGUAUAAUCUUAGUGAUGCUGAAUUGAGUGAUUAUCUGUUACAACUGGUUCAGGCGCUUAAAGCUGAAGCCUAUUUGGACAAUGCACUAACUCGUUUUAUCUUAUAUCGUGCUUUAAAAAAUCCCCUGCAAAUUGGUUCACGAUUAUUCUGGCAUUUACGUUCUGAACUUCAUUUGCCAGAUAUACGCCUUCGAUUCAGUCUAAUAUUAGAAGCAUUUUGUCGAGGUUGUGGACCAAUGUUAGUAUUACUUUCUCGUCAAGUAACUGCUCUUAAUCGUUUAGAAGCGUUAAGUACACGUUUAAAAGAAUUAACUAGUGAGGAUGAACAACGUGAACUAUUCCGUGAAGAGAUGUCUCGAACAGAAACCCAACAUGAUCUUCAAUGGUUACCAUCUCCGUUAUGUUUAAGUGAUAUCUUAGGUGAAUUAUUAAUUCAUAAAUGUGAUGUUAAGCGAUCUAAAAAAAGACCCUUAUGGCUUGUAUGGACAAAUCCUGAUAGACUGGCACAAUUUCAUCAUCAAAACUAUCAACUGAUUUUUAAACAUGGUGAUGAUCUCCGUCAAGAUAUGCUGACACUUCAAUUACUCAAAUUAAUGGACCGUAUAUGGAAAGAAGAAGGUAUGGAUAUGUGCUUAACAUCAUAUGGUUGUUUUGCAACAGGAUAUGAAAUGGGAAUUAUUGAAGCGGUACGUGAUUCACGUACUGUAAUGUCUAUACAAGGUGAACGUUUACGUUCCGCUUUACAAAUUGAUUCAUCACAGUUAUAUAAAUGGUUAAUGCAACAUGCUAAACAAAAGGCAAGACAGUUAAAUCAUUCACCAUUAGGUGAUAAUUCUGCCUAUGAACGGAUGAUACGUACAUUUACUAUGUCAUGUGCUGGUUAUUGUGUUGCUACAUUUAUUUUAGGAAUUCGUGAUAGACAUCCAGAUAAUAUAAUGGUUGAUUCAACUGGGCGAUUGUUUCAUAUUGAUUUUGGGCACAUUUUAGAUAAUCGUAAGAAGAAGUUUGGUUUUACUCGUGAACGUGUACCAUUUGUUUUGACAAAAGAUUUUAUUACAGUAAUUGCACGUGGUAAUCCUGAUGCUGGGACAAUAACAACCACAACUAAUACUCCAUCAUCAGUCGUUCAUAAUACUAUCAGUAAUAUGUAUUUUCAAGAAUUCACUGAUUUAUGUGGUAAAGCUUACCUUCUGUUACGUAAACAUUCAAAUCUCAUAUUAACAUUAUUAGCUAUGAUGUUACCUUCUGGAUUACCCGAACUAACUUCAGUGUGUGAUUUGGAACAUGUAAGAAAGACUUUAGCUGUCGAAAUUGAUAAUGAACAGGAAGCACUUGCAUAUUUUCACCAUAAAUUUAAUGAAGCCUACUCUGGUGCAUGGACAACAAAAAUUGAUUGGUUUUCACAUUGGAUGAAUACAUAAGUGACUGCACAAAAUAUUAGUCAUGCCGUUACAUGAAUUCAUUUAAUUUAUUUUCUAUGAGCAAAAUGAUUUGAUACACUUAUUUACUUAUCGCACUGUAUCGCUUAAAAAUAUUUUUGUAUAUUCUACUGAUAUUCUUCAGUGCUUUGUAUUCAAUUGAAACAGAGUUUUGUCUUUAACCUAUAGUUUCUUGAAGCAAUGAAACAUAUAAUGCAAUUGGAAGUAUAAUUUUAUCAAUAAAAUUCGACCUUAUUUGAAAUUGGGUUAAUUAA